Xenopus tropicalis (tropical clawed frog) is the source of this 7882-nucleotide messenger RNA. RefSeq names its product tudor domain containing 6 (gene tdrd6). The record is from RefSeq and is a predicted model, not a curated record. The transcript is spliced from 21 exons. NCBI's taxonomy places the organism in Eukaryota, Metazoa, Chordata, Amphibia, Anura, Pipidae. Bases 140 to 7639 code for a protein of 2499 amino acids.
CCGCAACUACACUUCCCAAAGUGCCUCAGGCCUAGCGCCGCUUUACCAGCCAAUAGACGCGUCGAACGUCAUCCGCCGGCGCCGCCCUAGCGCUGUUCGCUGGUGUGAGGGCGGAGUCGCAGGUGCGUCGCGUCACUGCAUGGCCGCCAGACGGCGCGAUACUAAAGCUGCUACUGUUGCGCCUGACGUCAUCAUGCUCCCGGCCCCUGGGCUGCCGGUACCGGGUACAGUUCUCAAGCUAAGCGUAUCGUCCCUGGACGUGUUCGCCGAGGUGCCAUUCGUGCGGCUGUGGUCCGGCCUUGUAGAGUGCAGGAAGGAAUACGAAGCGUUGGAGAGUGAGGUACAAGCGGCGGCUGUAGGGGGGCCCCUAGGGGCGGGAGACUGGAGCCCGGCGGUAGGCCACUGGUGCCUGGCUGAGAUAGACGGACGCUGGCACCGCUGCCAAUUGCUUCACCGUAAGGGCUUCGAGUACUUUGCCUUCCUGAUAGACGCGGGUUACACGGUGCCUGCCCGGGCCCAUCAGCUGAGGGAAGCCCCCCAGGCCCUGUUUGGCCUUCCCGGGGAGGUGCAGGGCUACCUGCUGUCCAACCUGGUCCCCCAGGAGCAGAGAGCCUGGAGUGGGCAGGCCCUAGAGUACCUCAGCUCCCUGCAAGGCCAACAGGUGGAAGGAGUUGUUGAAGAACUUAUCUUGCCCCAUGGGUUGGUGCUAUUAGAGGUGUCGGCCAUCUCCAAGCGCCUAUUGGACCUGGGCUUAGCCAAGCCUUUCCCAGCCGCUUCAUUCCGUUCUCUCAUUGACACUUACUUUGCCGGCGGCCAUAGCUCAGCCCAGACUAAAACAUUCCCAAGCGUUCAACCGUCUGCCCAAUCAAAUCCCAUGGCGCAAGUCAAUCCCCGCCGGGCUUGGGUUUUGGACUAUUUCUACCCGCAGUUCCAGGUUGGCGUGAUCGAACCCGUGCUGGUCACCGAAGUCUCCAAUCCCCACCGGAUAUUUUGUCAGCUGAGGAGUCUGUCUCAUGAAGUGCAGAGGCUUUCCGACAGUAUGCAUCAUUUUUAUGAAUUACAGAGCGGUUGUGGGGAGCGCAACUAUAUCCAGCCGUUGAUUCCCGGCCAACCCUGUGCUUGCCGCGGCUCUGACGGUCACUGGUAUCGCUCACUCCUGCAAGAGUACUACCCGGAUAAGAAGCUCGCUAUGGUCAUCCAUGUAGACUGGGGUCGCAAGGAUAUUGUUUCCAUGAACUGUUUGCGCACGCUGGCAGCAGAUUACUUCCGUAUGCCUGUUGUGACUUUCCCUUGCUCCCUGUAUGGAGUGUCGGAUGGAGGCGUGGCUUGGGAUCCUGCCAUAAUAAUGGAGCUGCGCAAUAUGUUCCAAGGCAAGCAGUUUAGUGCCAAAAUAGACUUCUAUAAUUCAUAUGAACAUAUGUAUGUGGUCACCCUGUACGGAGACGAUGGAGUCAAUUUAAACUGUGUCUUUGGAACAAGGGCUCAGUCUUUCAGUUUUUCCCAAGCUCAGAAACCCCUAAGCCAGGAUUUAGGCGAAAGCCAAGAAGACGUAAAGAGUCUCCCUCAAACACCUCCAGAAGCUUUUUAUGUUCCCACUGUCCCUGUUGCUGAACUAAAUAUUUCCACUUUCUACGAUGUCCUUGUGGAGUUUGUGGCUGAUCCUUCCAACUUCUGGAUCAGGACUGGAGAAAACGCCACCAAGUACAGUGAGAUGAUGGAACAGAUAGCUGCUUUAUACUCCAAAGCAUCAAAGCUGGAUGGGAUCAUGACCACCCCCAUGGCGGGGCAGCUUUGCUGCACAAAGUUCAAAGAUGACCGAUUUUACCGAGCUGAAAUUGUUGCUAUUAAAGGGAAGAUGGUGGAAGUGUAUUUUAUUGACCAUGGGAACACAGAAUUGGUGGACUGGUAUAAUGUAAAGAAGUUGCCAGCAGAACUUGGAGAAAUGCCAGGCUUGGCCAUUUAUUGUAGCGUUGCAGACACCUAUCCACUUGGAGACAGCUGGAGUCCAGAAGCAAUACUUGCCUUUAAAAUGGCUGUGGUCGAUAAGAGGCUUGUUAUUUAUGUGCUGUCCAAAGAACAUAAUAAAUACAUUAUUGAAGUUUUGGACAAUUCCAGAAUAGAACAGAGAAGUGUGGGUAAAAUACUAUCGGCAGUGGGUCAUGCUAAAUAUGAAGAGGUGGAACCUGUAGCCCAGCAUCCAGGAACCACGAGUGACAUAGAUCGUAAAAUGCAGCAGCAAUUCUCUGGUCACCUUAAUAAAGAUAUAAGUUUACUGAAAGCUCGGCAGAAAGAGGUUGUCUGCUCGGUGCAAGAAAACAAAAGUGAGCCGUACUCUCCAUUUGAAGAUCAAUUCUUUGAACCAGGCACUACAAUAGAAGUGGUAGUGUCAUGUAUUAUAAACCCCAGUUUGUUUUGGUGUCAAAAUGCCUUGCACAGCGCCAAGCUUGAAAAACUAAUGGCCAAAAUACAAGACAUUUGUUUAAAUGCAGGUUGUUCUUAUGAAAGAGGGGCUUGUGCAUGUCUUGCAAAGAGUUCCUGUGACGGCAGAUGGUACAGAGCAUUCAUAGUCAAUGAAAUGCCGGCUGGGAAAGCAAGUUCAGACCACGUAGAAGUCCUUUUUGUGGACUAUGGCAUCAGAGAAACCGUUUCCUUGAAAGAUCUCCGCUGCAUGGAAAGUGAGUUGUUUGGUUUAAAAGCGCAAGCCUUUAAAUGUAGUUUGUACAACAUUAUCGCCCCAGACGGUGAAAACCCUUUUGAGUGGGACGCAAUAACGACUUUGUCUUUUAAUCGGUUUGUUGAUUCUUUCUCCAAAAAAACGACAGAGUUUAAAUGUACAUUUUUUGCAACUGCUUCUUUCAAAAAAGAAUUGUUUAACGUUGUAGAUGUUUUCACUCCUUUCGCCAGCAUUUGCAAACUGUUAGUAGAACAAGGCCACGCUAAACAGUUGUCUCACAGAACACUGGUGCCGUCAGUCCAGCUGCAAACAUAUUAUUACUCCACGCAUGAUAUUAAAAUUGGUGGUGAGGAAGAAGUUUAUAUUACCUAUGUCAACAGUUCCUUGGAGUUUUACUGUCAGCUUUCAAGAAAUACUGAAACGAUGGAUAUGAUAGCAUCCGCUACUACACGUGUGUGCAAUGAAGUGAAAAAAUUUCAAUUGUCUCCUGGGUCUUUGUGUCUUGCAAAAUUCAGCGAUCAGCAGUGGUAUCGUUGCUUUACUAAUUUCAAUAAAAACAGCACAGAUGUAUUUUUUGUAGAUUAUGGGAAUACAGAAAAACUGACCAAAGAAGAAUUGCUCCCUAUACCAAGUGAUGCCUACGAACUGCUCCAUUUCCCAAUGCAAGCAAUUAAAUGCUCUUUAUCUGACAUACCUGACACUAUACCUAGAGAAGUGGUGUUGUGGUUUGAAAACCUUAUACUUGAUAAACCCUUGAAAGCGUUAAUUGUCGCCAAAGAAACUGAUGGUAAAUUAAUUGUAGAAUUGUACGAUGGCAGCCAACAAAUUAAUUCAAGCAUCAAAGCUAAAUUGGGAUUGAAGAAUCCUCGUACAGAAGGCUAUUUUGGGAAUGCUGAAAAAAGACACCAGCUAAAUGAUUUAGACAAAGGUGGAAGACCAGAUUCUGCAUUUAAAUUGUACAACCAGGGAAGCAAAUUCUCCUCAGAUUUAGAUAAUCAUUCCCAAAAUGGUUUCACUCAUCAGAAAUCUGCAUCGUUUGUGGCUAAAGAAAGGGAUCAGUUUGAACAAAAGCCAAAUCUGAGAACAUCUCGGCCCUAUAUCCAGGACAGAGAAGUGUAUUCAGUACGAAAAAAUAUAUCCCAAAGUGGUUAUGCUCCUCACAAAACAGGAGAAUUUAGAUCUAAAGAUAGAGAAGCAUUGGAGCAAAGACCAAAUCUAAAAACCUCUGGGAUGUACAGCCAGGGAAGAGAAGUGUCAAUGUCACAGAAUGGUUCCAACAGUGGUUUUCCACCCAAGAAAACCGGAGGCUUUAGGUCUAAAGAAAGAGAAGUGUCUGAACACAAGCAGAAUCCAGAUGCUUUUAAGGGCUACAACCAGGAAAGUAAAAUGUCUCCGCAGUUACGUAAUGGUUCACAAAUGGAAGCGUCUUGGUCUUCAGAAAGUGAUCGGUCAUCUGAGCACAAGCCAGAAAUUAAUGCAUCGCAGCAGAGAAGGUCCACCUUUCAGGAGUGUAAGUCCAUACCGCCUCUAACAAAACUAAGUGACCUGCCGAAGCAAAAUAUUACUCCAGGUUUUAAAUCAUCUGUGUACAUUUCGCACACAAAUACACUUAGUGAUUUUUAUGUGCAGAUUGCACAAGACACUGAACUAAGUAACAUAUCUGAGAUCUUGAAUAAUGAAAAGAAACCCUCCGACCGACUGGAUGAAAAAGAUGUGAAUUUGGGAGACUUGAUUUGUGCUUUUUUUGAAGAUGAUGGGCUGUAUUAUCGUGCUGUCAUAACAGAAAAACACUCUGAUGGUUUACAAGUGCAGUACAUAGAUUAUGGCAAUACUUUAACCAUACCUGCCAGCCAGAUAUAUAAACUUCCACCGAGUUUAUCCUCUGCUCCAGUAAUGAGUAUUUUUUGUGCUUUAGACAAAUGCACUACAGCAGCGUGUGAGCAGAACAUGGAUGAUUUGAUGGUUAAAUUUUCUGAAAGAACUGGUGAUCUAGAGUUGAGCUGCGAAUUUGUGCAAUGUAACAAUCUCAAGUGGAAUGUGAUUUUGUGUGAUGAUCAAGGCUGCAUAAACGACCUCUUUAUUUCUGCCUCUGAUCCCUUAUUAAAUCCACCUUCACUCGAAGAACCCGAUGUAACUUCUGAACAAUUAAAUGGUGUCAGUCAUUAUGUGUGGAACCUCCCUGCACUUGGUGAGAGGGUAGAGGCUUAUGCGAGUGCCGUUGAUAGCCCUGAACAUUUUUGGUGCCAGCUGGUGACAGCCGAUGUUGACUCUUUAGCAGUUAAAGUUCAGGAAGCUGGAGAACGUUCCGUUCAUGAUGGCAAAUUCAGUACAGAGAUAGAAGUUGGUUCACCUUGUAAUGUGAUUUACAGUGAGGAUAAUCAUUGGUACAGAGCUGCUGUUACUAAGAUUGAAGCCGACCAAGUGACAGUACGAUUCGUCGACUAUGGGAACGAAGAAAUGCUUCACCUGGAACAAGUGCGAAGGCUUCCCGCUGAUCUUGCCACAAUUCCUGCUCAAGCAUUUUCAUGUUCCCUUGCUGGCUUUAAUUUAUCAGAGGGGUGCUGGAAUUCAGAUGCAAAUACCUUUUUCUAUGAGAAUGUCACAGAAGGACUUUUAGUAAUCUCUGUGCUUCAUAUACAAGAACUUGGGCCAUGUAAAAUUCCACAAGCAUCUGUAAACGUAAGUUACAACGGAGAAAAUGUUAACACUAAAAUGAGACAGUUUUGGCAGGACAGUAAUGAAAUUCCUACCCCAUUCCUGGAAUCCUUACAUGCAGAAGAAAUUAUAAAAGAUAAUACCAUACCUUCCCAAGCAGUAGAGGAUGUGGCUGACCAGUCUGAGCAAAGUGAAGAGCCUUGUGCCAGCGAAUUAACAGAGACUCCGACAGUACCCACCAUGUACUCCAACGCAGAUGGAGAAGAAGUGACGGCAAUCGAUGAAACAAAGCUUGAAGCCCUUCCCUUAUCUUCCACUGAUGAAGCUGCAGAGAGCACCGAAAACACAGAUGUUGACUUAAUGAGGACUGAAUGUUUACUGCCUGAAAUCCAGAAGAGCAGUGAUCUGUCCUGUUUAGAGCUGACCCUGGAUGAAGAUGUUCCAGGUUCAGCUGUUACUCCUUUAGCCCCAGAAGAUCUGUGCAUUGAUUAUGAUGAAAGCAACAUCAAGGAGUCCUACUCAGAUAUUACUGCAAUGGAUCAAGGAGAAUUGCACCAUACUGAAGAUAUCGAUCUUUGGACUCCAGCUGCUCAUGAUCAAGAAAUUGCCAGUUCUGAGAUAAUUGACAACGUCCCUAUUGACAAAGAAUGUGACUACAGUGUGCAGGAACCCACAGAAGAAAGCUCUGCUAGCACAGGACUGGAAGAGGGUCCUGCACCAGAGAAAAAUGCAUUCACUGAGAACAAUGAUGGUUUAGAGCCAGAAGCUGCCAAUCUUCAAAGCAAAGGAGAAGAAUAUCUAGUGCCAGAGGAGAGCACAGUUGCUGUAUGUGAGAGUGAGGAUUUUGAGCCAGAAGUUGAUGUUGAUCUGCCGAGAAAGGAAAAUGAAGACUUACCUGCAUAUACAUAUAUUCCAAUACCGGAGGAUGAUGGUGAUGGUUUGGGCAGCCCCAAGGAGGCAACCAGUCAUGAAAUAGGUGACGCAGAAGGCUUGGGAGAGCAGAACCAAGAACUAUUGGAUCAUACAAUCAGUGAAUGCACAAAUGAUGAUUUUGAUGAUCUGCCAAGUAAAGAACAAGAAGGUAUUCCUUUGCAUUCAGAUGCUGAUACUGAUUUUGCUGGGACUGAAGAUGUACCUAGGGAUAUGAAAGGUGACAUAGAGGCAACGGGGAGUCAGAAUAAAGAGGAUGUGACGCUAGGGGAAGACCCAGCUACUGAAACCGAAUACAGGAGUUAUUUCUUAAAGGCAGAAGAUGUUGAUCGGCCAAGCCAGGAACAUAAAGACUUUGCAGGGCAAGAGGAGAACCCAGUUGCUGAAUACAUAAAUGAUAUUUCUGAGCCAGAAUUUGCUGAUCUGCAAAGUGAAGAGCAAGGAGACACAGUCACAUAUACAGACACUCCGUUCCUAGAGGGAGGUGUGGAUGAUUUUGGCAGCACAGAAGCUAAAUCCAGAGAUAAUACUUAUGAACAUGUAACGGAGGAUGUUGAAGACCUGAACACGGAAAAUCAAGAAAGCCAAGUACAUGAUGUUAGCUCUGACAAACUCUUUAAAGAGUCAGGGCCUACUGACCUACAAGAUCAAGUGGAAUUACAGUAUACAGAGCCUGCUGACAGCGUUUGUGAUGUGCAUCAGAGUGAGGAGUGUGAAUUUGCAGCACAUUUUGAUGAGAUCAUAGAAAGCCACAGUCCAGAGCACCCAGUACUCGUGGACAGCACUGUUGAUGCGUGUGAGCGAGAGGUUGCAGAUCUUUGCUAUCUGCCAGAUAAAGUGGAAUCAGAAUGCACAGUAGCAGAGGACAGCACCAAGGACAUGCACCAGAAUAAAGAAUAUCAGUGUGUGUUUGAUCCUGUGGAAAACAUAGAAAGUCAGACUCAAGAAUGCCCGCUGCCAGCAGACACUUUGGAUAAUGAGUACACAUGCACUGGUAAUGAGACAGAAUCUGCUAACAUGGAAAAUAUAGAAUUUCAAGAGACUCCUGCAGGGGCAGACAGCGUGGCAUUACUCAGAGUUGGUACAACGGAGCCAGACGAGGAGAGACUAGAGAGCCUAGAGUAUCAAGACGCGCCACUGCUUGAGAGCCCAGUAUCUGCCGAUGUGAUGGGCAGCACCGAGAGCUUUGAGCCCCAAACUAAUGAAAUGGAACAGGUGGAAGAAGAAGGGCUUAUGGAGAACAUGAUGUUAACCCCCGCUACACCCCAGCUGCCAGAAUAUAGUGGUGCUGAGUCUCUGCCAGAGAAGCAGGAUGGCAGCAAGGAAUCUGACACUGAAGGGGACGUUUCAUUUGAGGAUAUUCUGAAGCGCGACGCCUAGCUGGUUAUGUAGAUGCUGAUCUCAGACACUAACGGAAGUGCUAAUUGGCUGUAGCAUUGUCUGUCUCGGUUUCAUUUCAGGAUACCAAAGCUGUGUACCUGCCCUGCACCUUUCCAGCCAAUGCUUGUGAGCACUUGUUUCUGUUUCUUGCAUAGGUGCCUUAUUAUUUCUGUACAUGGAGGGGUGUUUUCUUUUUCUUUGUGUUUGGAAUAUAAAGAACCUAAAGUUUGUUAUUUCAUUAAA